Messenger RNA from Dendronephthya gigantea, 6363 nucleotides. RefSeq lists its product as uncharacterized. NCBI's taxonomy places the organism in Eukaryota, Metazoa, Cnidaria, Anthozoa, Malacalcyonacea, Nephtheidae. Gene Ontology annotation, molecular function: protein kinase activity; ATP binding. The transcript has 13 exons. The coding region runs from base 113 to 5578 and encodes 1821 amino acids. The record is from RefSeq and is a predicted model, not a curated record. Gene Ontology annotation, biological process: protein phosphorylation.
AAUAUAAACAGCAAGUGAACCAGCAGACAGAUAGCAUUGGUUGGCGUUAUAUUAAGUCCGUAUAAAAGAAUUUACUUCCUUCCUUUGUUACAUCCUACGAUACAGCAUCUAAAUGGCAGCAAAAGCUUUUUCAAAGGAAGAAUUGAAUUUCUUUAAAUUUGCAUCCAUCGUCCUCGAUGAAUUUCCAAAAAUGUUACGUUCGACAUUUGUGACACUGUGGAACACUAAGAUUGCACCAUUGCCAGGAUACCACGAGUGGGACGACACACCCGAAGUACGACAACUUUUUUUGGCACGCGAAGGGGGUACACCAAAAAUACCAGUCAGUGAUUCGUUCGAGAAAUGGGAUUGUACAGCGUUGUUUCAAGCAACUAUUUACUCGAAGAGCUUUGGAGUCUUCAUGACUUCACCGACCACCAAAAAGACGCCAACCAUCAAGACACUCAGUGAUCAAUAUAUAAAGGGGAAGAAACCCAGACCUUUUCAUCUCUCCUCGAUUAGUGCUACAAAAAACCAUGAUGAAACGAUAGCUUUAGCAAUCGACCAAGUUCGCUUGCUUAGAAACACUUUAUGUCACUUGUCCGGGUCCAGAGUAACAAAAGAUGAUUUCGAUAACUAUGUUCGACUCGCUAAGGACGCUUUUGAUGCAGUUAAAUUCUCAACAUCUCAAAUUGAUAAUAUUGCAAUUCUUGAAGAGGAAGACUUUCCAACUGACAAAUUUAAUCAGUUGAGUAAAAAAAUUGCGGCUGAUCUUCAGGGAAGUAACAAGUUUCUUCAAGAAAAAUUAGAAACGAUUAUAACAACGCAUGUUGAUGAAAGCAAAGUCUUUCAAGAAUCUGUUUUACAAAGACUUGAUAAGAUGCAAAGAAUACCAAGAACCAGGAUAGUAAAAAGAAGUAAGACAGGUAUUUAUAACAUUAUAUAUUCAUAUAUCUUGCAAAUGCUGCAAUUUCAUUGGCUAAAACUUGAUAAGGUGGAGGAGAAUACUAAGGACCAGGAUAGUAAGAAAGAUAAUAAGACAGUAACUGGGCAGGAGAAACUUUUGGCGAUUAAUGCCCUGUGUUCCGGAUCGAGCAGUGACGGAGGUGAUUUUGUAUUCCGUGUUACCGCCAAGCAUGUGAAAGUAAUUACGGAUAUGAACAUCAUCGCUGAUGUUACUCUUGGUGAACUUAUCGAUACAAUGGAGAUAAUUAACCCAGCGGUUUUCCAGAAAGCUACGAAGAGAAGUUUUGGUGAUGAACGAGAUGACCAAGAAUUUAAAAAGUUUAAAAAAGGAAGUCUUCUUGUACCACUGCACUGUUUUACAGAUGAAGGGUUUCUCGAGGUUUUGGAUGAUUUUAAAUCUGGAAGACUAAAAGAGCGUUUGCUGAAGGAAUUUUCGCUGAUUGGAGUCACAGUGGAAGGAAUGGAGAUUGAGAUAGUGAAUAUGGAUGAAGUAAAUAAAACGGAAGAAGCUAUAAUGAAAAGAAUCAAACAAGGCAAAGAAGUAAACGAAAAGCAAAGGCUAAAAGAAAAAGGAUCAGUUGAAGGACCUUGCGAUGAUAUCGUAAUUUUUCCAACAAAGGGAUUUAACGUGAUAGCGAAGGCUAAAGAGGAGGAUGAGAUGAAAAGAAAGAAUUUGGAGGAGUUUUAUUUCGAGAUUGAAGAGUGUGUCAGGCAAUUGGAUGUUUACACGAUUCCGGUUCUAAACGUCUACUAUGGCAAUCGUAGUAUUUUGAAUGUUUUGGCAGAACAAAGGCGACGCUUAACGAACACAGAAUAUAACAUUCUUAUUGCAGGUGAAAGUAGCGCUGGAAAAAGUAGUUUAGUGAAUCUUAUUCUCGGAGAAGAGCUUCUUCCACAUCACGCUCUGAAUACCACCUCCACAAUAUGCGAAGUAAAAUAUGGGAAGGAACGAAAAUUGAUUGCUCACUAUAACUACGAUGAACGAUCACGGAAGCGACGCAUACCCACAAUACAAGAGUUGAAAACAAAAGAAGAAUGUGGCAAAAAUUACUGCGAUCAAAUUGCUCCCUUCGUGCAAAUGCAGUGCGACGAGCGAGAAAAGGGAUCCCGAUAUACUAGAGUAGAAAUCUUUUGGCCGCAUGAAUUACUUCAGGAAGGUGUUGUUAUUAUUGAUAGUCCAGGCCUGGGUGAAUCUGAUGAUAUGGACGAAGUUCUGAUGAAAUAUCUUUCGAAUGCUCUUGUGUUUAUCUAUGUUCUUGACACUUCCCGUGCUGGAGGAGUACAAAAAGAGAUCAAAGAAAAGCUAAGGACUAUCUUAAAAAAGGUGAAGUCCUCCAGUGGCGGCCCUGAGACCCUUCAACAUUUAGCCGAAUGUUCCAUUUUUAUCUGCAAUAAAUGGGAUCAAGUAGAAGAGGAUGAAAGAUCAGAAACGAAGAAACAUGUCGUCGCAAAGUUAAGAGAGUGUUGGGAAGAUUCAAAUUUGAAUCAUCAAAUGGUGUACAUGUCAAUAAAAGACGCCAUCAAAGCACAUGAAUAUGGCGGAGUCACAGAGGAGUUCAGCGAUUUGCUCAAAAAAAUAGAGACGCUGGUAUUGAAGGCAAGGAAUAUCAGUCUAUACAACCAAUGGCAGUGGUUGUAUACAUUGCUGUGUAAUAUUCACAGAGUAGCGUAUUUCUUCAACCAAGUAAUACAAUCAUCUCACAAAACAACUCGUGAAAAGAUGGAAUUCAUCAAAAAACGCAUAGAAAAAAUUGAAAAACAAGAGCAAGAGGUAAAACAGGACAUGGCAGAAAGAGUGGAAUAUCAGACAAAAGUUCUCCUCGCCAAACUCGAAGAAUAUAUACAUUCGAUGGAUUUCAAAACGAAGUUCUGUUCUUGGGAUAACUGUGCAUUUCCACCGCAUGGAAUAACUUGGGAAGUAACAAAAAGCAAUGUCAACAUGGCAAUUGAUAACCGAUUCAAAGAAUUGCUUAUUGAGUGGGAAAAUGACCAUCAAGUUUAUGCUGAAAUUCACAGGCAGCUUCUGGACGAAUUCCGUACAAGGCUGAAUCUUUUGGAAGAGGAACUUCAAGGUGUUGACAAGGCGAUGCAUAGUGUGGAAAGACAAGCUGAUUAUUUGAAGAAUCAAAAUAAAAUUUCGACAACAACCAAAGUUAUCUUCGGUGCAACGAGCCCUCUUUGGAUUCCCUUUGGUGUGGCGGGGUUGGUGAUUGGUAUGCCUGUUUUGGGAGCAAUGGCGGUAAAACGUGAAGUAAGUACAAGAAAGAUGUUUGACAAUUACCAAAACAAUCCGCGCGACUAUCUGGAAAAAGAAUCUGAAAAAUAUCUGGAGCGACUGCCAAAAGAAUACGUGUUACAAUAUGCCCAACGCCAGAUGAAGAACACCAAAAUGGUGCUAUCAAAAUAUGGAGAUCAAAUUCCCAUCCUGAUCGAGGCUGAUCGUAAACUGGUGACGCAAUUAAUUAAUGAUACCCGAAGUCAGGAUGAAAUAUUAAAACUGUAUGACCCAAUUCAGAAGAAAAGUAGCGAGAUGAUAAAUAGAAUCCUACCCUGGGGAAUCAAGGUUUGUCCAGAAACAAUAAAUGCCAGUGAUCUUGAAUGGAAACCAGACAAGAAUUCGUUGAUUGGAGAGGGAGAGAGUUCCAGAGUGUACAGAGGGAAGUUAAGUUGUCCCAGAACCAAAUCGCAGACUUCUGAAAUGGAAGUGGCAGUGAAAGUAUUCGAAUAUCCAUUUGAUAAUCCGAAUUCAAAAUUCUUUCUGUAUGAAGAACUGAAGAUCAGGGAUUUGCAUCAUGAAAACGUUCUCAAGUAUUUUGGAGCAACCCGAAUUAGUACUCCUCUUUCAUCAUACAAGUACAAAUUCGUAUUCGUAAUGCAAGCAGGUCGACAAAACCUAAGAAGUGCCAUUUUUCGUGACCGAAGUCUAACACCUGCAGAAUCUGAAAACCCCAAACUAGCAAAUGGCAAGUUCAUUAAGAGGGCGAUGGACAUAGCAGCUGGUCUAAACUACAUUCACGAGAGAGGACUCAUCCACAGACAUCUCAAGCUUGAAAAUAUUCUGGAAGAUGAGGAUGGGACCGCGAUGAUAUCUGAUGUUGGAAUUGCGGGACGAUUUCUGGAAACAGAGAAAAGCAUGCCUUAUCUUGCGCCUGAAGUACUUGAAAACUUGACGAAUCGCACAAAAAAAGCAGAUAUCUAUAGUUAUGGUAUCAUGUUGUGGGAGAUGUGGUAUGGCACCCAGGCGUUCACAGAACUCAUGCCUAUCGACAAGGUCAAAUUCCGAGAAAAGAUAGCAGAUGGGUACCGUCCAAAGAUCGACCAAAUAACGAUCAACAUUCCAGAAAUACAUGCUGUCAUGGUGAGAUGUUGGGCCACUGAAGCAGAAGAAAGGCAUUCUGCUAAAAAAUGCUACGAGAUAUUUCAAGAAAUGAUUGAAAAAGAAGUCAGCGAAAUGUUGGCAAAAGACCGAGGAUGUGUCGAAAUGUUAUGCACAGAACCAUCUGAAGAAAUACAGUUAACAUCUCCACCACCAGAAAAUACAUCUCAUCAGGAAUUUGAACAGUCCGAAAUCAACAGGGAAACUCUAUUAAAAGCACUUGCGGAUAUUGAGAAAGAGAUUGAAAAGUUAAAUCAGGUCAAUCUCGCAACACGAGUGAAAGACUUGCGAGCGCAGGUUAGUGUUGUCUUGGAAGUACACUCUAACGAUAUCAGACGCCUAAACGCUGAAAUCGAUAGUCUCAAAGAGCAAGUUGAAAUGUUGAAAGCAAAAAAUGACGAGUUAAAUAAUAAAAACGAGCAGCUCAUGAAUAAAUUAGCGGUUGCCCAAACAACGUGGGAGUGGGAAGCACACUUAGCAAGAUUUGUGAUCGAACCCCGAACACGAAUCUAUUCAGUUGCCAGGUUUAAACAAAUGCAACGGUACCUUAAAAGAGUAGGAACAACAGACAACCUUUGGAAAAAGAUACAAGACCAUUAUGGUAAAUGGACUAAUGACCAUUGGGAAAAAAUCUAUGAUGUGAGAUCGGAGAGAAAUUGUAUUGCACAUCCGGAUUUUCUCGAACUUGAUCUCGUAGAAUCUGAAAUACUGAACAUGCCACCAGACUUUCAUGAACCCAUGCGAGACAUGUUGGCAAUGCUAAAGACGACUGCCAGUCUGAUGAAAUUUGGAAGGCUAACAAAGUUCUUCACUAGAAACAACUUAUUUCCGUCUGGAAAGGUAGGUAGUGAAGAAUUGGAGCCGCAAGUACUGAAAGAUAUCACCUCGUGGGAUCGUGAAUUUGAACAAAUUGAUGGUCUCCAGAACAUCGAGCACCAAGAAGCGAAAGGGUACUUAGCUAAGUACGUAAACCAACCUGAAAAAAUCACGCAGUAUUUUUCAAUCGUUGACCUGAUCAAGAGUGAAAACAAGAAACCAUUGGGAAAACUGGCUUGGGAGUUCGAAACUCGUUAUUCUUCGAGAAUGACAAAUGAAGAGAAGGAAGCAUUGGCCGAAUUGAAGAAGUUGGCCCCAGAAAAUGAAAGAAAGGUGAGAAUUUUGGAUGCCACCAUAGCAAAGUUGCACAUACCCGACUUCUUGCCAAAGCAUUUGUGGAAACAUGGUUUAAAAAUCGUUGACAAAUAUUCUAAAUUGUAGAAAUAAAAAAGGUCACGUUCAUCACGUAGAUCAUUCACAAGAAACUUUCCUUUUUUGUGUAUUUCAAUAACUCGCACAUAGUGAAAACUGUCUCGAGUAGUUAAUUAAAUGUUUAUAUAUACAAAACUAAUGUAUGUCGUGGUAACAAUUAUACCGCUAUUUAACGAUGAAGAAACUUUAACAUGUAAGAUAACGAAUGAAUAUAACGUAGGUGUUUGCACAUUCGGGCACAGUGAAGAGAAACAAUAGCAUGUAGUCAAAAGACACAACAGUAUUCUGAAAUAUUUAGAAGUAGAAAACAUUUCUUGCAGGCACCUGAAGCCGUUUUAAAAUCGAUAUAACUCUUAUAAUGAGACUUUUGUCGGUAUAAAUAAGCAUUAAGCAUUUUUUAUGUCAAAUAACAUAUGCAUGUAUUAAAUAUUCGUAGAGGUGCUCGAAGACCUCACGAAUCGUACAAAAGCAGGAGAUGUAUAUAGUUAUGGUAUAGUGUUGUGGAAGAUGUGGUAUGGCGCCCAGGCGUUCACAGAACUUAUGCCUAUCUAAAGAGUCCAAUUCCGAGGAAAGCUGGUUGCAGGGGAUCGUCCAAAAAUAGAUAGAAACAAAAUCAACAUUAUAAGACUACUUGAUGCCAUGGUAGCAUGCUGGGCUACUGAGGUUGAAAACAGAUUGCCAAUGAAAGUGUGCUAUGAUGCACUAUCGGAUGUGACAGAAUGGAUCCUGGAAUGAUGAAUGUCGAAAGGCAGAAAGCAUUUAAGCACAUUUUACUGAAGAACACACAGCCCGCC